GCAACUUGGCUGUCAUUGGCUACACGUUUCCUUGGAGACAGACACCAGCCAUCCAAACACAGAUCUGAGCUUCAGGAAAGAGAAUCUUCCUUCCCACCUCUGGGCUCCCUAGCAUGGAAGAACUGUUCAACUCCCGAAACCAGGCCUUCUGGGAAGAGCGAAUAAAGAAGGAGGUGGUUGCUCGGACCACCUGGAAUAUCCGCUAUGGCCACAAGUACCUGAAAGAGGGGUCCAAGACCAGGAAGCAGUCCCGGCAGGCCCCUUGUGGGUCAGUGUUAAAAGCAGGCCCAGUGCCUGCCACUGGCUCCCCUGUCAGAAAAGAGGCACAGGCUGGAUGGCUAGAGACCAAGGGAGUCCAGGACCAGCUGUUCAAGGCUGGAGGUGUCCAGGGAGACAUAGUGAGGCAGGCCAGGGGAGCCCAAGGUAGGCCAGAGGACUUAGAAAUGAGGCACCCCAGCCCAGCCACUCUGAAUCUGCUCUUCCAAGGCAUCUCCCAUGAUGGCCAGGGCCGGACCCUGUACCUCAAGGAGCGGAAUCGACUGAUGCCAGAGGAGAAGUACAAGUAUCCAAUCGUGUCUUCCUGGGAGUAUGGCUGGCAUGUGGGAGAUGCCAUGAAGAACUACAGGACUCCAGCUCAUGCCAAAACUCAUCCCAUCACAGAUUCAUUUUACAUCAAAAAUGGCAUUUUCCAUAUUCCACGGCGAUCAGACGACCUCAUGUGAACUUGGCUUGGAAAGGGCCUCAGUGGCUCCUUUUCCCUAUGAUCCAUCUGGACUAGCCAGGUGGGCCAGCCCUACCUCACUCCGUGUUCUGCUGAGCCCUGCUUCCUUGGCUGAGAGUGACGUGAAGAAGUGAUCACAGGCUUAUACCUCUGGGGUGUACUGUUGGCCUAUGUUGGGGCUCCUGUCUACACACAGAGAACUCCACUCCUUACACAGCUGCCCCACCCUGCAUCACUAGCAAUGCUGUUCCUUCUCCUGGGGAAGACAAUGAGAUGCAAGGCUGCAUCAGCAGGCCUGGACGGGGAGGAAUUUGCUUAGCCCACAAGGUGCUAAAGAGAGCAAUGAUCUCCUAUUGUUUAUUUCUCUACAUUUGACUGAUGGGAUCUAUAGCAGAGUUGCUCUGUCCCAGUGUAUCCUACAGCUCAGGGAAGGACUUGUCAUUUCCUCUGGCUGCUUCCCUCACUCCUGCAUCAGUCAGAGAUGCCUUGCCUCACACACUGCAACAAUCGGUCCCUAAGUUCCAACUAUUUAAACAAAUAAAGAUAUAUUUCUUUUUUUUUUC
Molecule: messenger RNA, 1284 nt
Organism: Peromyscus eremicus (cactus mouse)
Lineage: Eukaryota; Metazoa; Chordata; Mammalia; Rodentia; Cricetidae
Product: protein ATP6V1FNB
Exons: 2
Coding region: 114-722 (202 amino acids)
Source: RefSeq, a predicted model, not a curated record